Messenger RNA from Belonocnema kinseyi, 2475 nucleotides. RefSeq names its product signal recognition particle receptor subunit alpha homolog (gene SrpRalpha). Gene Ontology annotation, molecular function: GTP binding; GTPase activity; signal recognition particle binding. The record is from RefSeq and is a predicted model, not a curated record. Gene Ontology annotation, biological process: SRP-dependent cotranslational protein targeting to membrane. The transcript has 8 exons. Gene Ontology annotation, cellular component: signal recognition particle receptor complex; endoplasmic reticulum membrane. NCBI's taxonomy places the organism in Eukaryota, Metazoa, Arthropoda, Insecta, Hymenoptera, Cynipidae. The coding region runs from base 102 to 2021 and encodes 639 amino acids.
CGAGAUACGAGACUGCUGUCACAAUCGGUGCUAAUCGGUGCAGCUGUAGGUUAGGUUCCUAAUUUCUUUAAUAAUAUUGUGUUGUUUUUCAUUCUGCAAAAAUGUUAGACCUUUUCACAAUAUUUAGCAAGGGCGGUAUCGUGCUUUGGUAUUUUCAAAGCACUUCGCAAAUUUUUACUCCCAGUGUUAAUGCACUCAUUCGAAGUGUAAUUUUGCAGGAACGUACCGGAAAUCAUAGUUAUGAACAUGAUUCACUUCGUCUUCAGUAUAAAUUAGAUAACGAAUUUGAGUUGAUAUUCGUUGUUGCAUAUCAAAAAAUACUACAACUUUCAUACGUCGACAAAUUUUUAAACGAUAUUCAUUUGGAAUUCCGAGAUCGUUUCAAGAAUGAACUGCAAAGCUCGCAAUGGUUUUCCGAUUAUACUUUUAAAAAGAGUUAUGAUAAUAUUCUUGUUGCUGCCGAAAACUGGGGAAAGGCGCAGGCGAAACUUCCAAAACAAAUGCGUACUUUUGACGAAAGUUUCAAGUCUAAAAAGACAGUGGCUAGUAUGAUUGAACGCAAAGAUGACAAGGAUAACAAGAAACAAGAGGGAAAAUGCCUUUUUACGCUUGUAGGUAAAAAGAAGAAAGGGACCAAUGGUACUGAUGAUGAUCUGAUAUCAUCUCAAGAAGUUCUUCAAGUAGAGGCACCGAAACCUGUACAAAAUGUAAAUGGCGAUGUGUUCGAAGAUCCGCUUAUGAUGAACCGCAUAAAGCUUGCUCAAAAAUUCUCAGGCCAAAAGAAAAAAGCUGAUAAACAAAAAAGUCCGAAGCCUGAAAAGGCAGGAAAGAAGCCUCGUGUGUGGGAAUUGGGUGGUACAAAUAAGGAUCUCGCGACACUAGAACGCACUAAAGACAAGCCUGAAGAUGAAGGCGAUUACAUUGGGGCUGACACGACGUUAAUAGGAAAAAUGAAAGGCGGAAUUCAAGACCUAGAAGUCGAGAGUGAUUCUGUGGAAGAAUCUGAUGAAGUUGAAGAAAUAGUCGAAGUGAAUAAGUCACCAGUUCAAAAGAAAUCUGGGGGAAUGCUCUCCAUGUUUAAGAGUCUCGUGGGAAACAAAUCGCUGAAACACGAAGAUAUGCUUCCAGUGCUCGACAAACUAAAAGACCAUCUCAUUGCGAAGAACGUCGCUUCCGACAUUGCGACAAAACUAUGUGAUUCUGUUGCUACGAAACUUGAAGGAAAGAUACUCGGCACUUUCGAAAGUGUAGCAAAUACUGUUAAAGCUACUUUAACCGAAGCUCUAGUGCAAAUUCUUUCUCCGAAGAGAAGAGUCGAUAUUUUGCGAGAUGCCUUUGAAGCGAAGAAACAUGGCAGACCGUAUGUCAUGGCAUUUUGUGGAGUAAACGGUGUUGGGAAAUCGACUAACUUAGCUAAGAUUUGUUUCUGGCUGAUUGAAAACAAUUUCCGGGUUCUAAUAGCAGCUUGCGAUACGUUUAGAGCUGGUGCUGUUGAGCAACUGAGAACGCAUAUGCGUCAUCUGAAUGCCUUGCAUCCAGCCGAGAAGCACGACAAUCAAACGAUGGUCCAACUUUAUGAGAAGGGAUAUGGAAAAGACGCAGCUGGCAUUGCCAUGGAAGCAAUUCGUUUCGCUAAAGAAUCUAGGUUUGAUAUUGUUUUAGUAGAUACUGCAGGCAGGAUGCAAGACAACGAACCUCUCAUGCGAGCACUGACUAAAUUGAUCAGGGUCAACGAACCAGACCUUGUCCUCUUUGUGGGAGAGGCGCUCGUUGGAAAUGAAGCAGUGGACCAAUUGGUCAAAUUCAACCAAGCCUUAGCUGAUUACAGCAGUUCCAAUGAUCCUCAUAUUAUCGACGGCAUCGUACUGACUAAAUUUGACACUAUUGAUGAUAAGGUUGGGGCAGCUAUUUCAAUGACAUAUAUCACUGGUCAGCCAAUUGUCUUUGUUGGCACUGGCCAGACCUAUACAGACCUCAAGUCGUUGAAUGCAAAGGCUGUGGUACACGCUUUAAUGAAGUAAAUCAUGUUACCUAAAUGAGAAAUUUAUUUGAACGAUCAUUAAUCGUAGCUAAAAUCUUCGAACAUGUUAUCUAUUCUACGUGGAGGGAAUAAGCGCAUUUGCUUGCAGGGGUAAGAAUAUUUUAUUUGUAUUUUAUAUCGUCACUUUAUUUAUUGUAUAGUUAGAAUUAAUUUUAUAAAAAGUUGGCUAAAUUUGACGAUUGAAUCAAAGUUCACUUGUUACUUUACGUUUUCUUCAGCUUAUCAUUGUGCGUGCUUGUUACUUCGUAUUUUUCUAAGUAUCUGUAUGUGUAUAUUUCCUUAAAAAUAAUCAACUUGAGAGACGUUUCGAAAUUAAUGUCAAAAAUAUUUGAAAAACUGACAUAAAAGAAAACAUUGUUAACAGCUCUUGAUAGGUCGCCUUUCUUAGGAAUUAAUAUACAGUGUACAUUUUAUUAAAAUAAUUCUUAUAACUA